CGUGUUGGUCGGCUCAUACAAAAUACUGAAGUGCACGGGCACAGACACACCGCAGACGCCACGCCGCUCUUGGAACAUUACGCGCGACCGGAACGGACACGGUUCUGUUUUUUUUUUUGCUUGCUUGCUCGGAAUCGCGCGGGAUUUAGGUGUGCACUUCCGGUUUGAAGCUUGCAGCCUGCUACGGUUCGCGUGCGUUUUAAUUAGCAUUUCCGGAUCAACGCGCGGGGAAAUUUGGAUACAGUGAGUGGUGGGGUAAACGGAGGGGAAGUGAAGGGUCAAGUGUGUGGUGGGGGGUAAUUAUUUGUGCACACAUUGGCACCAGUGGAGGGGGUCAAUAAACCCACACGUACACACGCAUACACGCGCGGGAGAGUGAUAAAUAACUGUGCGUAUUUUGGGUCAAUAAAUAUUUAUUUCUACCGUAAAUAAAGCCAAAAAAAGUGAUUGUGGUUGAAGAGUGCGAGACUACCGCGGAGGUGCUGGUUUAUUACGGCGGUAGCGAAGCAAGGCAAGGCCGUCUUGGAUUUCUACACGGUUCCUCGCGCGAGGAGGAAGUUUUGGACGAACCAUGGUUGGCCAAUCGUCUUGACACAUGGAGAAGAACCUGGUCAACAACAACAGCACUAACCACAGCUACAGGAUUAAGUAACGUGAAGAUGGAAAGUGGUUCCGGAAGAUGAAGAUUUUGGAUAACGAGAGUGAAAUUUAGUGGAUUAAAAUUGUUUGAAACAAGAAAAACAAGUGAGAAUUUCAAUUUGUAGUGUGUGAGAGAAAGAUAGAGGUAGCAAGAUGUCGAUUCCGGUGGCACAGGUGAAACAGGAACGGCACGAUGAGGCCGAGAUCAAUGAGCUGGCGGCCAAGAUGAUGGAGGCGCACAAGCAGCAGACGGCCAAGGCCGCGCUCCAGCAGCAGCAGCAGGUGGCCCGGCCUGGCGUCGGGGGUCAGCAGCUGGCGUCAGGAGUAGCGGCGGCCGCCAACGGUCCGGCCGGUCAAACAAACAUCCUAAACUACCUUACCCGCAAGCCCGGCCAGACGGCGGUUCCGGCGGCGAUCGGGGCGACCACGAUCGCACCGGUCACGGCCAACGGCGCCAAGACCGGUGGCGAUGACACGGCGGCCAACGGCGAAAAGAAGGCCUGCGACGAGGAAAGCCAGAAAGGCCACUUUGGCUGGGAAACGUUCCCAGGCAAAAUUCACAUUCCGUACAUUUUCCGGCAGUCGGAACGGUACUGUGCCGUUCGGAUGGUCGAGAUGAAGCUGCUCAACAAGUAUCUAAACUACCUGCAUCAGGACAUCUACAGCUGCACCUGCGUCCGGUCGUACUACAUCACCGAGGCCGAGAGCAAACUGUUCAACGAGAUCAACACGAAGCACUGCGACUUCCAGUUUGGCCGCGAAAUGUUCACGCUCAAGGACCUGGUCGUGCGGCUUUCGGACGCGUACAAGUUCUACCAGUUCCUGGACGUUUGCUACAAGAAGCUCCUGAUGGGCUGCAGCACGCCCAACGACAAGUGUGGCUUCAUCCGCAUCAACAAAGAGUCCGUAGUUCCUUACACCGUCCGGGACAACCAGAAGAUGGUGCCGCUGUUCUACUUCGAGGGAGAGACUGAUAAUCUUAAGCUCAAAGCCGACUACCUUUCCGGCUGGGACCUGUCCUAUCUCAAGUUCUGCUGCAAGGUCCAAGGCAUCCGCAAUGAACUGUUCGCCAGCGAUUCCGUGGCCGUCAUCAGCCUCACCGACAUCAAGGGCUACUUCCCGCCGGGCACCGAGUUCGAAGACUACUGGCCCAGCAAGGUCGUGGACUCGCAGCUCCUGUCCGGGCCCAAGUCCAACAACACCGUCCACUGGACGCGCCAGCCGGCCCAACCCCCGCCCAAGCAGCCCACCAACAUGAUGAACACGAUGGCCGCCAAGCAGCAGGCCGCCGUGCGGAAGCCCGCCAACAACAUGUACCAGGCGCUGCAGCAGCAGCAACAGCAGAACCUCCAGAAAAACAACGCUCAAAUGCCAAACAUCUCCGCGGCGGUUCAGGCCCUCACCAACAACUGGAACCUGUCGAACCACGCGAAUCUGCUGUCGGCGGCGCAACAGGAGCAAUUGUUGCGGCUAACGCAGGCACAGCAGGCCGCCCAAGCCCAGGCCCAAAUUCGGAGCAUGCAAAACAUGCACACGAUGCAGUACAACACGUACAUGAACCCGACGAUGUCGAUGUCGUCGCGGUCCUCCCAGAAUCAGGCUGUGCCGCCACCGCUCGUCCGAUCCUCGCAGUCCCAGGCCGCUCAUAUGUCAAACAUGGCAGGAGCGGCGGCCGCAGCGGCAGCACUAUCCCAACAACAGCAGCAGCAGCAACAACAGCAACAGCAGCAACAGCAGCAGCAGCAGCAAAAACGAUCCGCCGCCGCCGCAGCCGCCAUGACCAAUGGACGAUCAAACACGACGAUCAGUUCGGCGUCGGCGGCCAACUACCGCUCGACGGCGGCCGCCCUGCUGCAGCAACAGCAGCAACAACAGGCGGCCGCCGCCGCCGCAGCUGCCGCAGCCAUGGACGGCGGCGGCACCCGGCACGGCAAUUUGAUCAUGCUGCCGGAAAUGACCAUGGGCGGCACGCCGUACAAGCCGUAUGAGGUGGUGAAGAAACCGAUCGAGAACAAAACGAUCUACUGCAUUAACAAGACCCCGUACCGGAACACGGAGUAUCUGAUGACCAUACAGGACCUGAAGGACGUGUUCUUUCCGUACAUCAGCCUGGAGGUGUGCCGGAGGGUGCUGAACGCACUCGACAUCAACCUGUUCAUCGGCAAUAGCUUACAGUACCAAGCCCUGCUGGAGGCCGGCCGCGCGAACGUCGACAAGAUGCCGCUGGUGCAGGUCGUCGACGUGAUGCAGUUCAUGCCCCAGCUGCAGUACAUGGUGCGCGGCCAGAUUGGCCAGGAAACGCCGGCGAACAAGCGGGCCCGCAUCAGCUAGGAAUUGGGGUGGGGGGUACAGCAACAGC
Molecule: messenger RNA, 2998 nt
Organism: Culex quinquefasciatus (southern house mosquito)
Lineage: Eukaryota; Metazoa; Arthropoda; Insecta; Diptera; Culicidae
Exons: 5
Coding region: 793-2970 (725 amino acids)
Molecular function (GO): DNA-binding transcription factor activity
Source: RefSeq, a predicted model, not a curated record